AUGGCGACAGCGAACGACUCUCCCUCUGAGCCUGUGGUCAGUGACGAGAAUCCCGCGACGGGACAAGCCCAUGGCCUGCCAACGCCAGAAUCGACCCCGGGGCCCGACGCAGCCCGGUUGAAGGAAGACGAGAAGAGGCAGCAGGCCAACCUUCAACCUACUGUGGAAGUUGACCCAGGAACUCCGAAGCCUUCCGGAGAAGAGGGGAACAAUGGGGCCACCAAGGAGCAGAUUGAUGCCGUAGAGACCGUGAUGAAAUGCCCGGGUACCGAUUACCGACAGAUUCUUGGCCUUGGAGACGAAAAGCCAGAUAGAGAAGAGGAGUUGAGAAUGGUGAUGGCGGCCUUCGAGAAGCUUGGAUGCUUGACCCAUGAAAAAUAUAACAAGGCAAAUCAAGCUGCGGAGGCAUUUCUCAGAGUCAACGAGGCGGCAAAGCACCUCGGGAUCAACGAAGCCGCCAUCGCGGAGAUGAAAGAUUGGGAUGGCGCAGGGGGCAUUCUCACCGUGCCAGUAAAUGACGCAAGCCACGAGGGCUCCGGUCGGGAGCCAUCGAACGGACAAGACGCGGACAUGGAAGACUCUACCCAGCCGACGAUCCCACAAAUGACCGAUGAUCACCGCAAAGUGUUUUCUGUCGCGGGGGGGCUGCUGCAAGUCGUCUGGGACAGUCCCGAUGACGAGAGAGCGAUCAACGGCCUACAAGAGGUGAACCGAAAGAUAGUGGAGAUCAACACAGCGAAUGGCUUUCCUAACUCAACUCGAUUCGUGGUCGAUUUCGAAGUCUAUCAAGGGGUGUCCAAGAAGGCGCUCCCUCUCUUAGCUCAAUGGAAGCAAAAUUCUGACGAAAAGGCUAAGGAGGAGCUCGAGGCGAUGAACCAGUGGCUGGACAACUUCAUUCAGGAGCGCGGUUACCCUACAGAUUGGAAGAUCGACAUACCACAGCCGUCCACGCAGUCCAUCCCACCGAGGCCUAGGCAGUCAACUGCCUCAACAGAAGCCCGCCCAACUACCCCAACAGAAGCUCGAGCUCGAUCAGGGAAGUUGCCAAAAUCCCUGGCUUUCAAUGAAAGGGAAGGAUACGUCCUCGAAGGAGGGGCCGAGAAGGAACUGUACGGUUACAUCAGGGCGGGAUAUGGUCAUCGAGUCUUGCUUCGACGAGACGGUCGCAACGGGUACGACAUCUUCGAGUUCGUCCGGGCGAGCAAAUUUGGGAAGAGCUUUGUUGAGAGGAACCAGCAGAACCGACUUCGAUGA
This is a messenger RNA of Exophiala mesophila, 1254 nucleotides long. RefSeq lists its product as uncharacterized. The transcript has 3 exons. The record is from RefSeq and is a predicted model, not a curated record. Bases 1 to 1254 code for a protein of 417 amino acids. NCBI's taxonomy places the organism in Eukaryota, Fungi, Ascomycota, Eurotiomycetes, Chaetothyriales, Herpotrichiellaceae.